Sesamum indicum (sesame) is the source of this 1492-nucleotide messenger RNA. RefSeq lists its product as uncharacterized. NCBI's taxonomy places the organism in Eukaryota, Viridiplantae, Streptophyta, Magnoliopsida, Lamiales, Pedaliaceae. The record is from RefSeq and is a predicted model, not a curated record.
CCCUGUGCACCAUUGCUUGAAGCUGAGAGAUUGAUCCCACAAUGCCUAAAUCCCUGCAAAAGAUAUUCAAACUGCACAAAGUUCAAUUAUUAGGUUGAGCUAUACUUAAACUUUUCCAAGAUAGAUCAAUUUUUAAACAUCUCAGCCAUCAUUUUUACAAGUCAAAGCAGAGGUAAAAGCAUAGCAGAAGGGCUACAUGAUAAUCUCAUCUUGUUAGAGAUUGAAGGAUCUGUAUAAAGACAGACUCCAACCAACAUCACAGCAAACAGCGCAGAAAUGGUUUUCAAGAAAAUGGUUGUUUUGAUGAUGGGUUGUCUGGGGUUGGAGAAGCAGCCCACACAGCCAGCUCCUCCUCCUCCGGCUGAAAAUGGUAAAUCUUUGAGCAUUGAUGUAGAAGAUUGUGGUACAGCAAGGAUCAGGCUGAGUGAUGGCAGAUUCUUGGCUUACACAGAGAGAGGAGUCCCCAAGAAUAAGUCCAAUUACAGAGUUAUUGUUGUUCAUGGAUUUGGCAGCUCCAAAGAAAUGAACCUUAUGGUUUCCCAAGACCUUUUGGAUGAGUUGAAGAUAUACCUUCUGUUAUUUGAUCGAGCCGGAUAUGGUGAAAGUGAUCCAAAUCCAAAGAGAUCAUUGAAAAGUGAAGCAUCUGACAUUGACGAACUCGCUGAUAAACUGCAAUUAGGGUCCAAGUUUUACGUGCUUGGAGUGUCGCUAGGAUGUUACCCCGUAUGGAGUUGCCUAAAAAGAAUACCAGAUAGGCUAGCAGGCAUUGCACUUGUGGUUCCGUAUAUAAACUAUAAAUGGCCGUCUCUUCCUAACAAUCUAACCAAGGAUGACUAUCGCAAGGGCCUUGCACGAUGGACACUUUUCGUUGCACGUUACACUCCCAGAUUGUUGUAUUGGUGGCUAACUCAGAAAUUGUUCCCGUCGUCUACCGUUCUUGACCGAAAUCCAGCAUUUUUCAGUAGAAAAGACUUGGAGGUGCUGAAGAACACACCAGGGUACCAGUUGCUUAGUCAGAACAAAAUAAGGAACCGAAGUGUAUUCGACUCCCUACGUCGAGACUUCAUUGUAGCUUUCGGCAAGUGGGACUUUGAUCCCAUGGAUCUAACCAAUCCAUACCCUCAAAAGGAAAGCACGGUCCACAUCUGGCAGGGUUACGAGGAUAAGGUUGUCCCAUUUCAGUUACAACGGUAUGUGUCCAGUAAGCUACCUUGGAUUCGGUACCAUGAGGUUCCGGACGGAGGGCAUUUGCUUGUCUAUGAUAGUGCAGUGUGUGAAGCCAUCUUAAGGUCUCUUGUGCUCGGAGAAGAUCCUCCGCUGUACAGGCCUGAAAUAGCCAACUAGCUUGCUAUUUUUUCCAUUCUUGAUCAUCAGAAAAGAUUGAUGGUCGUGUAAGUAGUUUGGUUCAAUGGAGUGGAUGUAGGUGAGUGAUACUUUAUUUGUUUCAAGAAACUCUCAGUUGUCAAUGAAAUUGCAGUUGUUGAAGACAGAA